AUGACAAGAGAGGGUUCAAAACAACCGCCUACGGCGGCGACAAACCUCAUCGCUGGAGGUGGUGCCGGCAUGAUGGAAGCUCUCGCCUGCCACCCGUUAGACACAAUCAAAGUGCGCAUGCAGCUCUCCCGUCGCGCGCGCAUGCCUGGCGCCCCCCGCCGCGGCUUCAUCAAAACCGGCGUCGAGGUCGUCAAGAAAGAAACCCCCCUCGCGCUCUACAAGGGCCUCGGCGCCGUCCUGACCGGCAUCGUCCCCAAGAUGGCCAUCCGCUUCACCUCGUUUGAGUGGUACAAGCAGCUCCUCGCCGACAAGUCCACCGGCACUGUCUCCGGCCGGGGCACCUUCAUGGCGGGUCUGGCGGCGGGCGUGACCGAGGCCGUGGCCGUCGUGACGCCCAUGGAGGUCAUCAAGAUCCGGCUGCAGGCGCAGCACCACUCCAUGGCCGACCCGCUGGAUAUUCCCAAGUACAGAAACGCGGCGCAUGCGCUGUACACUGUCGUCAAGGAGGAGGGCGUUGGUGCGCUGUAUCGCGGCGUUAGCUUGACGGCUCUGAGACAGGGAUCGAACCAGGCUGUCAACUUCACGGCGUACUCGUACUUUAAGAACUGGCUCAAGGACUACCAGCCUCAGUAUGCGGACGGCAACCUCCCCAGCUGGCAGACAACCAUCAUUGGUCUUGUCAGCGGCGCCAUGGGUCCUCUCAGUAAUGCUCCCAUCGAUACAAUCAAGACUCGCCUGCAAAAGACACCCGCCGAGUUUGGCACCACUGCGUGGACAAGAAUAACCACCAUUACCAGCGACAUGUUCAAACAAGAAGGUUUCCACGCCUUCUACAAGGGCAUCACUCCUCGUAUCAUGCGAGUCGCCCCCGGCCAAGCCGUCACUUUCACCGUCUACGAGUACCUCAAGUCAAAAUUAGAAAAGAGCAACUUGGCCUUUGUCGGCGGCAAAUAUGAGGAGUAA
Trichoderma gamsii is the source of this 963-nucleotide messenger RNA. RefSeq lists its product as hypothetical. The transcript has 4 exons. The record is from RefSeq and is a predicted model, not a curated record. Gene Ontology annotation, biological process: transmembrane transport; fumarate transport; succinate transport. NCBI's taxonomy places the organism in Eukaryota, Fungi, Ascomycota, Sordariomycetes, Hypocreales, Hypocreaceae. The coding region runs from base 1 to 963 and encodes 320 amino acids.